Molecule: messenger RNA, 1045 nt
Organism: Astyanax mexicanus (Mexican tetra)
Lineage: Eukaryota; Metazoa; Chordata; Actinopteri; Characiformes; Acestrorhamphidae
Gene: gpx4a
Product: glutathione peroxidase 4a
Exons: 7
Biological process (GO): response to oxidative stress
Molecular function (GO): glutathione peroxidase activity
Source: RefSeq, a predicted model, not a curated record
GAAUAGGCGGGGUGUUGAAGAGUUACAGUGUUAUUCAAGUCCAGUUACCCAACAGCUCCGGAGAAGAAAGAGCCUUUUAUUGUGGGUUUCACUGCCUGAUCCCACACAUCCAGGCUGUGAUGUAACUGUCCUCUGCAGAGGACCUUCAACAUUCUGCAGAUGAAAACAGCAAAAAUGCAGUUUAUUAACAGCGUGUUGUUCUUCGGAACUCUGGCAGGCAGUGGGAUGAUGGGCAUGAUGGCCGUGCAGUUGGAGGACUGGCAGACGGCGACGUCCAUCUACGACUUCAGUGCCAUUGAUAUUGAUGGAAAUGAAGUGUCCCUGGACAAAUACAGGGGUAAAGUGGUCAUCAUUACCAACGUUGCUUCCAAAUGAGGCAAAACCCCCAUAAACUACUCUCAGUUUGCAGAGAUGCACGCCAAGUACGCUGAGAAAGGUUUAGCCAUCCUGGCCUUCCCAUCCAACCAGUUUGGAAAUCAGGAACCAGGCUCCAGUGCACAAAUCAAAGAAUUUGCCAAGUCUUACAACGCACAGUUUGACAUGUUCGGCAAGAUUGAUGUGAAUGGGGCCGACGCUCAUCCUCUGUGGAAGUGGCUGAAGAGCCAGCCCAAUGGCAAAGGAUUCCUGGGAAAUGGAAUCAAGUGGAACUUCACUAAGUUCCUGAUUAACCGUGAGGGCCAGGUUAUGAAGAGAUACUCUCCAAUGAGUGAUCCAAGUGUGGUGGAAAAGGAUCUGCCCAAAUAUCUGUAGCUCUGUGAUGAUGGCACCUUAAUUUAGGCCCCUAUCCUCUCCUGUGGAUCGCUGACUGUCAGUGGGAUCAAACCAUGGACUAAUGACGGUCUGUCUGGAAACCCGUCGUACGGAAAGGACAGACCUGAUGCAUUUGGCGUGCAAAACCUCCUGGGUGGAUCACCAGGACACAAGCGGUCAGCCGGAGAGGGUCCCUGUUCUUCCACUGUUCUAAUGCUCUCACAUUAUAAUAAAUUCUACUGUACUUACAUAUGUGUAACUAUUUCUGAAUAAACUCACUGAAUCUCAAUUUAAA